This is a messenger RNA of Naegleria gruberi, 573 nucleotides long. RefSeq lists its product as uncharacterized. Lineage: Eukaryota; Heterolobosea; Eutetramitea; Acrasida; Naegleriidae. The record is from RefSeq and is a predicted model, not a curated record. The transcript has a single exon. Bases 1 to 573 code for a protein of 190 amino acids.
AUGGAUAUUCAACUUGUAUUGAACAAUUUAAAAAUAUCAGAUGCAACUAAUCACUCUGGUACUUCAAAAUAUAAAUUAGUUAAAUUAUCACACACAGAUAAGGAUGAAAUGGAUGAAUUUUGUAAGAAAAAUAUUUCUCUUAUUGAUAAGCACAAAAACCAUUUCAAUUUCUAUUUCAAACCUUCUAUUGAGAUUUUAGAUCUUAAAAUAGAACAGAAAAAUAGAUUAUUUCCUUAUUUACCUACUAUUAAUUCUACUAAUAAUAUUGCAACAACUAAAUCAGUUGCUAAAACAACAAAUAAUAAUAAUAAUAAUAAUAAUAAUAAUACUAAGAAUAAUAAUAAUAAUAUUAAUAAUAAUAAUAAUAAUGAAAAUAAUCUGUUAAUAUUACUCACCAAAGCUUUUUCAAGCCUUGUUGUAGGAUUGGCAAAUAAUAAUGUAAUUCCAUUAGAUAAUAACUUAAUGGAAAUUGUCAAUAUUACUAAUAAUAUAAAUAAUGUAAAUAAUACUAACUCUGUAAUGAUAGAUGAUGAUUUGAUUUCAACAUCAUCUAAUGAAUCUACUCAACCUUGA